Messenger RNA from Brienomyrus brachyistius, 5197 nucleotides. It is a transcript of the gene duox, whose product is annotated as dual oxidase. NCBI's taxonomy places the organism in Eukaryota, Metazoa, Chordata, Actinopteri, Osteoglossiformes, Mormyridae. The record is from RefSeq and is a predicted model, not a curated record. Gene Ontology annotation, biological process: defense response; response to oxidative stress; superoxide anion generation. Gene Ontology annotation, molecular function: peroxidase activity; superoxide-generating NAD(P)H oxidase activity; calcium ion binding. The transcript has 34 exons. Gene Ontology annotation, cellular component: NADPH oxidase complex; plasma membrane. Bases 125 to 4762 code for a protein of 1545 amino acids.
CUUAAUAUUAAAUUCCUGAAGCUCAGCGAACACUGAAGUUUAUUAGACGGGAUUUUGUGGCCUUCAAGCGACUCUUAUCUCUGGGUUGAGAAGAAGCUCCGCUUGGGUGAAUCUCUCUGCAAGAAUGGAUUUGCGUAGGAAAGACACCUCGCAUCUUUCCACUGCUCUGUCGCUGGUAAUAUGUAUUAUUGCCACCGUGUGUUGUCAUGCAAACAUUGACUGGGAAAUACAGCGCUACGACGGAUGGUACAAUAAUCUAGCGCAUCACAACCGAGGCGCGGCAGGUACUGCUUUGAUGCGCCUCCUGCCGGCCCGCUACUCUGACGGAGUUACCCAACCACUUCAAGAACCGAAUGUGCCCAACCCACGCAAAAUCAGCAAUCUCAUCAUGAAGGGCUCCUCGGGGCUGCCCUCUAGCAGGAACCGUACGGUCCUCUCUGUUGUCUUUGGUUACCAUGCUGUGUAUGAGAUCUUGGACUCCAGAAGGCCAGGCUGCCCUCCAGAAUAUAUGCACAUCGCAGUCCCAAUAGGAGACCCUGUAUUUGAUCCCAACAGUACUGGGAAGGUUCUGCUUCCAUUCCAGCGUGCCCAGUGGGACCAUGAAUCUAGUCAGAGUCCCAACAAUCCCCGGACACAGCUGAACCAUGUGACUGCUUGGAUCGAUGGAAGCUCCAUCUAUGGGGCCUCCAGCUCCUGGUGUGAUGCUCUGAGGAGCUUCAAAGGGGGUCGUUUGGCCUCAGGACCCCAGGAGGACAUGCCCAAGAAGAGUGCAGGAAAGUACUUCAUGUGGACAUCUGUGGACCCGUCCUCAGGUCAAUAUGGUCGUCAGGAUCUCUAUGAAUUUGGCAACGCUUGGGGGAACGAAAACGUGUUCACCGCAGCAGAGGGGAUCAUCUGGUUUAGGUACCACAAUUACCUCGCCUCUAAGCUGCAAGAUGAGCACCCGUCAUGGUCGGACGAGGAACUGUUUCAGUAUGCCAGGAAGAGGGUGGUGGCCACGCUCCAGAGCAUUUUGUUUUACCAAUGGCUGCCGGCAUUGCUGGGACGUGAGACAGUGCCAAUAUACUCUGGCUACCAAAAAUUUGUUGAUCCUGGAAUUUCUCCGGAGUUUCAGGCAGCUGCCAUCCGCUUUCAGUUUACUAUGGUGCCACCCGGCGUAUACAUGAGAAAUAGAACCUGCCAUUACAGGAACAUUAUCAACUUGGACGGCAGCUCAUCUCCAGGGCUGCGCGUGUGUAACAGUUUUUGGAACAGACAGAAUCCCAACCUGAGGAAUGGCCAAGAUGUGGAUGAGCUGAUGCUGGGGAUGGCGUCACAGAUUGCGGAGAAAGAGGACCAUGUCGUGGUGGAGGAUCUGAGAGAUUACAUGUAUGGAUUACUAAGGUUCUCCCGCUCUGACUUGGUGGCCAUGACAAUCCAGAGGGGCAGAGACAAUGGCCUGCCCAGCUACACCCAGGUCAGGGAGGCCUUCGAUCUGCCACCAAUUAACAGCUGGGAGGAGAUCAAUCCGGACCUGUACAGGGCUAAUCCACAGCUCUUCAUAGACCUGUCCGAACUCUACGGUAAUGAUCUUUCCAACCUGGAGCUUUUUCCGGGAGGCCUCUUGGAGUCCAUGGGCAGCCCAGGGCCCCUGUUUUCUGCCAUCAUCCUGGACCAGUUUCAACGUAUCAGGGAUGGAGAUCGCUUCUGGUUUGAGAACAAACUGAAUGGUCUAUUCACAGCCGAAGAGAUUCUGGCCAUUCGCAGCACCACUUUUCAUGAUGUGCUCGUUGCUGCCUCCAGUGCUGAGUCUGACGAUUUCCAGCGGGACGUGUUUACCUGGAAGGAAGGUGAUCCCUGCCCGCAGCCCAAGCAGAUAACGGCUGCUGACCUCUUCCCAUGCACCAAUGCCACCACCCUACACUAUUUCGAUGGCAGCUAUGCCGGCUUCGGAGUCACUGUUGCAGCCCUGUUCCUUCUCCCACCAGUCAGCCUCCUGCUUGCCUAUGUGGUGGCCUACUUCCGCAAGUCCAAAUUCAAGAGGUUUAAGAGGAAGCUCCAAACAGAGAACGGCACACAGGAGGCGGCCGUGGGAAUCUCAGCCUGUGAAUGGCAAGGCCAGAAGGGGUCCCUGCAACCGAUCAGCUUGUCCAUCGAUGCUCAGCAGAAGCUGCGUGUGACGGACAGCAGUGGGUCCACGUUGCGUUGCCUCCAACUGGCUGGUCAUAGCCAUCUCGACAUCCUUCUGUCAAGCGAUGGCCAACAGCUUGCCUUGCUGCUAAAAAUCCCCAAGGAAUAUGACCUGGUGUUGUUUUUUGAAAAUGAAAGCAAGCGUGCAGAGUUUGUGGAUUACCUUCGUUUGGAGGUGAAUGUCAGGGACAGGAGACUGCAGAUCAGGGAGAUGCGAGAACAAGAUCUUCUGGAGGAAGCGGUGACCAGGGAACAAAGGGCACAGAUUGUGGAAUCCUUCAUCAAGCAUGCCUUUUCACAGAUCUUGGAAAUUGAAAAACAAGAUUCUGGGGACUUGAGUGCUCUGUCCUCGCGGAGAACACGGGAGGCGCUGCAGUGUGAGCUCAGCAGGGCCGAGUUCGCCGAGGUCCUCAGGCUGAAACCUGACUCGCUCUUCGUGGAGUCCAUGUUCAACCUAGCUGACCAGGACGGCAACGGCUACCUCUCUUUCCAAGAGUUCCUGGACAUUAUUGUCAUUUUCAUGAAAGGUUCACCAGAAGAGAAAUCAAAGAUGAUGUUUGCAAUGCAUGACGUAGAAGGAAAUGGCUUCUUGUCCAAAGAUGAAUUUUCCAGGUUACUAAGGUCCUUCAUCGAGGUCUCCAACUGCCUAUCCAAGAGUCAGGCUGAAGAAGCCAUCAAUGCAAUGCUGCAGGCGGCCGGCUUUGAUUGCAAGGAGAAGAUCACCUGGGAGGACUUCCACUGUCUCCUCCAUGACCAUGAGAAGGAGCUCAAGUUCGCUCAGCUCAACAUCAAAGGGAUGGAGAUGCAGAGUACAACACAUCUAAACAGAAACCAGAGAGUGUCCUUCAUCACUACAGGGAAAACUAAUUCACAGGCAGGAGCAGACGAUGAUUUGACCUGCAGGGGUGUAAUGAGAGUUGGACAGGAUCUACACAGGAGACAAGGAAGGAAGAAUAACUCCCGCAGCGCGAGUGUCUACGUAAAGCCCUGGAGAGACAUCCACCGCAGGACCCGUGUCCAACAGAAGGUCCAGCAGUUCAAGCGCUUUGUGGAGAACUACCGACGCCAUAUUGUCUGUUUCAUUAUCUUCUAUGGAAUCACGGCAGGCGUGACCUUGGAGAGAUGUUACCACUACAGUUUGCAAGCGGAUGACACCGGUAUCCCAGAGUCCACCAUUGUGGGCAUCGUGGUCUCCCGCGGCUCCGCUGCUGCCAUCUCCUUCCUGUUCCCGUACAUGAUGCUCACCGUUUGCCGCAACCUCAUCACGAUGGGUCGAGAGACCAUCCUCAACCACUACAUCCCGUUUGACGCGGCCAUCGACUUCCAUCGCUGCUUGGCCAUGACAGCCAUUAUCUUGACAGUCAUCCAUAGCUUGGGUCAUGUGGUCAAUGUCUACAUUUUCUGCGUCAGCGACCUCAGUAUUCUGUCCUGCCUGUUUCCCAAAGUCUUUGCCAACGAUGGAUACGAGCUUCCACAGAAGUGGACUUUUUGGUUCUUCCAAACAGUUCCAGGCAUCACCGGCGUCCUGUUGCUCGUCAUCCUGGCCAUCAUGUACGUCUUUGCUUCCCGCCAUUUCCGCCACAUCAGCUUCCAGGGAUUCUGGUUCACGCACUACCUGUAUAUGCUUGUUUAUAUCCUGAUUGUGAUCCACGGGAGCUAUGGCUUGAUCCAGGAACCGCGAUUCCACAUCUACCUUAUCCCGCCCGCACUCCUCUUCCUGAUGGACAAGCUCAUCAGCUUGAACAGGAAAAAAGUGGAGAUUCCCGUGCUGAGGGCCGAGCUCCUCCCUUCAGAUGUGGUGUACCUGGAGUUUAAGCGACCUCAGAACUUCACAUACCGUUCAGGGCAGUGGGUGCGGAUAGCUUGCCUGGAACUGGGCACUGAUGAGUACCACCCAUUCACCAUGACCUCCGCACCCCACGAGGAGAGCCUCAGCCUCCACAUUCGUGCAGUGGGACCCUGGACCAGCCAUCUGAGGGAAGCCUACAGGCCUGAGAAUGUUCAACAACUGGGCUCCUAUCCUAAGUUGUAUCUGGAUGGACCUUUUGGGGAGGGGCACCAAGAUUGGAAGAGUUUUGAGGUGUCCGUCCUUGUGGGUGCAGGAAUUGGAGUCACCCCAUUCGCCUCCAUUCUGAAGGAUCUAGUGUUCAAGUCUUCGGUUAAAUUCAAGUUCCAGUGCAAAAAAGUGUAUUUCAUCUGGGUGACUCGGACGCAGCACCAGUUUGAGUGGGUGUCCGACAUCAUCAGGGAGGUGGAAGACAUGGAUGCCCAGGAGCUGGUCUCUGUCCACAUCUACAUCACCCAGCUGCCUGAGAAAUUUGACCUUCGGACCACCAUGCUGUACGUGUGUGAGCGUCACUUCCAGAAGGUCGUAAACCGCAGCCUGUUCACCGGCCUGCGCUCCAUCACUCAUUUUGGCCGCCCCCCCUUCACAUCCUUCUUUAGUUCCCUGCAGGAGGUGCACCCAGAGGUGGGCAAGAUCGGGGUGUUCAGCUGUGGUCCGCCUGGCCUGACGAAGAACGUCGAGAAGGCCUGUCGGAAGAUGAAUAAACGUGACCAGGCCCACUUUGUUCACCACUAUGAAAACUUUUAGUGCGACAGAGAACCAGAAACUAAGCCUGGAUUCAGACUGAAAUGGCAUCUUGCACUUAUUAAACUAACCAAAAUCUGAAGGAUGAACAUCUGCACCAUGUCAUCACAGUCCUUCAUCUUGUACUGCUAAACAAAAUAUUUAGUAAAAUAUUAGGUUUCAUAGUUCACUGCAGCCCUUGCAUGAAGUUUUACAGCCCAAAACAAAUGAUAGAUGUUCAAAAAUAAUUCAGGGAAUUGGAAGGAAUAUAACCCAGCAUAAUGGGUUUUUGUGGUAGUGAGACAGGUUGGCUGAUAAAAGUGAAUGAUAGUGAAUGUAAUGUACACUUAGACCAUAGUGCAAAAGUCAGAUUCCUUCGUAUAGCAUUUUAAUGAUCUUUAGUAUCUCACAAAAUUUCGUGUAUCAGAAGAUUAUUUUUAAUUUUUGUGAUGUAACAGA